AUGAAAAUCGAUUCAAACGUUUAUUCAGAAGCCCAAACAUUGGCUAAGGAGCCACAUUUUAAGUAUAUAAUGUUGGGUGUAGUCUGUGGUGCAGUCGUCCCAUCCAUGUAUGCCAGGCGUUAUUUUUCACAAAGAGCUAAAUCUUCUGAUGUAAGUGAGCAAGAGAAUAUGCCAAAAGCAGAUGCAAAUGAUAAAGUAACACCAAGGCGGUCUUUAAUAGAUGAUGAAUUAACAUAUGAGCUUUACUCAUCAAUAAUCUAG
Maudiozyma saulgeensis is the source of this 261-nucleotide messenger RNA. Lineage: Eukaryota; Fungi; Ascomycota; Saccharomycetes; Saccharomycetales; Saccharomycetaceae. The record is from the annotation of a GenBank genome assembly.